AACCCGGCAGACGCUGAAAGCCACACCGGACACAAUGAUUAACCGCUUCACAUUACUAUCGGAACUGUGACCUUGGCGUCAUGUCAAAGCUACAGAGUCAAGGUGCACACGCAUUUCGCCGCCCCACCGAACGCACGCGCAUGAUCUAUAAAACCUAUACAUCUGGACAGUCGACACCAAUCAAUAACUGAUUGUUAAACAAUACACCCAAAAUGUUCAGCAAAAUCAUAGCUUUCGGCGCACUCCUGGCUGCGGCCAACGCUGGCCUCCUCGGCCAUGGCCACGCCGUAUCUUCCCAAAGCAUCAUCCGUCAUGACGAGGGCCACUAUGCCCCAGCGCACUAUGCCGCCCCGGCUCACUACGCAUCAGCUCACUACGCCGCUCCCGUAAUCCACGCCGCCCCUGUCGUCCACGCCGCUCCUAUCGCUCACUACGCCCCUGCUGCUCACUACGAUCAUCAUGAUGAAUAUGCUCAUCCCAAAUACGACUACGCAUACUCAGUGGCUGACCCUCACACCGGCGACCACAAGUCGCAGCACGAGUCGCGCGACGGCGACGCCGUGCACGGCUACUACGAGCUGGUGCAGCCCGACGGCUCCGUGCGCAAGGUCGAGUACACCGCCGAUGACCACAAUGGUUUCAACGCUGUUGUUCACAACUCAGCCCCUUCCAUCCACGCUGCCCCUGCCCACGAUUACCCCGCCCACUACGCCGCGCCUCUGGCCCACGCCGCGCCCCUGGCUCACUACGCCGCCCCCGUCGCCUACGGUCAUGGAUACGAGGGACAUGAGGGGCAUGAUGAAUAUGCUCACCCCAAAUACGACUUCGCAUACUCGGUGUCGGACCCUCACACCGGCGACCACAAGUCGCAGCACGAGUCUCGCGACGGCGACGCCGUGCACGGCUACUACGAGCUGGUGCAGCCCGACGGCUCCGUGCGCAAGGUCGAGUACACCGCCGAUGACCACAAUGGAUUCAACGCGGUCGUGCACAACUCCGCCCCAUCCAUCCACCCAGAGCCCUACCACGGCCACCAUUACUAAGAACAUCUCUCCUGUUUUAGCGUUGUUGUGAUUUCUUUAACAAAAUUAUGAAUUAGUAAAUAGUAAUUUAUUAAAUAUUUUGUAUAACGAA
Messenger RNA from Cydia fagiglandana, 1134 nucleotides. RefSeq names its product cuticle protein 8-like. Gene Ontology annotation, cellular component: extracellular matrix. NCBI's taxonomy places the organism in Eukaryota, Metazoa, Arthropoda, Insecta, Lepidoptera, Tortricidae. The coding region runs from base 213 to 1043 and encodes 276 amino acids. The record is from RefSeq and is a predicted model, not a curated record. The transcript is spliced from 7 exons.